GAACGCAUCCUCGGCUACGCCUUCCCCGCCACCUCCUUCGUACAAGCCCUUCCCCCGAUGGACUUCCAAAUGUUCCUGUACUCUCGGGUACGAGACGUUCGGCCGACUGAAAUUUCUCGGUAAAUCAGACGCGAGCAAGGCCACACGUAGGUGGCAGACACGUGCACACCUCGUCCUAUAACCGCUGGCGUGUUUCGCAGAUCGACUCGUUCGUCAGCGUCAUGUUUCCGCAACCCUGCGACCUAGAAAAAGCACCUGGCCUCGACGGACGCACUCGAGAAGAGUCUGCUUGACAACUUUGUCUCGUUCUGGCCAGCUUACCUCUCCAAGGAAGACGCGGAGAGACGUUCAUGCGCAGCGGCUUUGCGGUGCUGACGUGCUGGUUCGAGUUCGCGACGAGCCAGUUGUCCGCCGAGGAUGACCGGUGUGCGUCUCUGAAUCCCCCUGGAGAUCUCUCACUUGACGUGGCUAAUGCAAGCGUUUUGCUGCAGAGAUCCCGUCAGAGUGCAAAUUUCCCGCCGGACAAUGCGCAAAUCUAUUUUGGCGCGGCGAAACACGACUAUGUCUGCUUUCCCAAGACCUGCUACGUGUCCUUUACGCAGGAGGUGUUCAGCAGACACUUUCUGACUAUAAAAGAGUGUGACGCGGACCACUGGCUUGUUCUCUCUCAUGCGGACGAGAUUGCUCGUGAUCUUGAGGAGUGGAUCCGGCACCGUUACCACGAAAGCUGGUUGGUAAGCUAGUAA
Phanerochaete carnosa HHB-10118-sp is the source of this 746-nucleotide messenger RNA. RefSeq lists its product as uncharacterized. The annotation marks the transcript as partial. NCBI's taxonomy places the organism in Eukaryota, Fungi, Basidiomycota, Agaricomycetes, Polyporales, Phanerochaetaceae. The record is from RefSeq and is a predicted model, not a curated record. The transcript has a single exon.